This is a messenger RNA of Onychostoma macrolepis, 1945 nucleotides long. RefSeq names its product immunoglobulin lambda-1 light chain-like. The transcript has 6 exons. The record is from RefSeq and is a predicted model, not a curated record. Bases 96 to 1082 code for a protein of 328 amino acids. NCBI's taxonomy places the organism in Eukaryota, Metazoa, Chordata, Actinopteri, Cypriniformes, Cyprinidae.
AAAGAGGAAACCACAAGGCCAUUAUCAUUAUCAUUACCUUCUGAUUGGCUGAUGCCGUUCAUAAUUCUUCAGACUCCUGAACGACAGACGCAGACAUGGCACUGUCUGGAAUUAUAACAUUUGGGUUGUUUGUAGCCUUAAUAGAUUGUCUAAAUGGACAAAUUACGCACCCUGAUCCUGUGUUGAUUAGGGCAAGGACUAAAGCUGCUCUGAUCAAAUGCCAAGUGGAUUCAGCGACGUUUAAGUCCAGUGCUCUCCACUGGUACAGAGCUCUACCAAAGGGAGCUCUCCAACGAUUAAUAUAUUUCGAAGCUGGAUCGAAAACAUUCAAAAAAGAUCCCGAUGCCCCCCGUAAAACAGGCCUAUCUGGAUCGGUGAACGAUGCGGAGAAGGAUAAGCCAGUGACACUGACUCUCACGAUCACAAGACUGGAGCCCAGCGACGCUGGCUCGUAUUACUGCGCGCUCUGGAGUGGAGACAAGAAAGUCUUCGGUUCGGGUACAAGACUUUAUGUGACAGAUAAAGCGAUCAAGGCACCAACGUUGUCUAGAUACCUACCAUCAGAAAAAGACAAAAGUGACAAACAUGGCAAAAAGACACUGUUAAUCCAGGCUAGUGACAUGUUUCCUGACUUGGUGAAAUUUGUAUGGAAAAGAAAAGAUGGAGAAAAAUGGACAGAUGUAUCAGAGGGAGAAGUUUUGGAGCAGAGGAAUGGAAGUCCAGCGGUCACUGUGACAAGUAUGUUGAUUGUGGAUAAAGACAAAGCCAAAAACGACUACCAAUGCACUGUUACCCACGAGGGAAACACUGCUGGAACAAAAACUCUUGAAAUGAAGGAAGAAAACAGUAAGCCAACAAAGGGACCUACAGAUGGUGAUCAGAACUCAGUAACAUGUCCACCCAGCACCGAGGAGCCCAUAACAAAUCAAAUAUCAGGAGACUCAGAGCAAAUACCAAGUAUGUUCCUGUUUGUCUAUGCAUAUGCUGUCCUGCUCAUGAAGAACGGUUUAUUUUUUAGCGUUGUGUCUAUAUUUCUAUUAAAGAGAAAAGUUGGAAGGAAAGACAAAAGCUCAAAGACUUAAUGCAUAAGAAAUAUCAAGCAAGCAAAGGUUUAUUACAUAAAGCACAUUUCGCUAACUAAAAAAUAACUGCAUAUCUGCAGCAAUAUUAUCGCUGCUUAAAUGUAUGGCUUUUAAAUUUGUUGUAGAUCUGCUUUGCACAAUUUAUUUUUGCAUCUUUAAAAUACAAUAUUUUGAUUGUCAAAAAUGUAUAAUGUACCCAAAUUUUAAAUAUUUUGUUUUUCCAUUGUAAUGUUUUUGUUGCGUUCUCAGAAUUUGUUAAAUAAAAUCUGCUCAUAAAAUAAAUCAAAUGUUGUCUUGACUUUUUUUAGUAAAAUAAAUUCUGUACAAAUUCACAUUUUCAACGAUGAAUAAUUAAACUCUUUUAAUAAAUUGUGCUUGUAAAUUAAAUGAAAUGAUCAUAUAAAAAGAUAGUUGCCUUUAUGCAUUUUAUUAUGCUAGACAUCAAUAAAUCAAAAUACCAAUAAAGUACAGUAUCUAUCAGAUAAGUAUUUAAUUAGGUGCCAUUAAUUUAUUUCAUAAAUCAUAUAAAAAUACUAUAAUAUAAUAAUAAUACUAAACUUUACUAAAAUUACUGGCUCAAAAUGUACUAUUUUACUACUUAAACUAUAUACUUAAAAAUUAAUAACUUUGCAUCUUUAUAUAAUUUAGUACACUACAAAACAGCAUUUCUUUAAUCUUUUUAUGCAUUAAUUAAGUUUAAAGAUCAAAACCCCGUACAUGAAUGUGAAAACAUGACGACGGUGAUUGAAACUGCUGCGGUAGGAAAAUGUGGUUGGGUAUGUACACACCGCAGGCGGAGGAGCGUACUGGAAAGAGAACAUGCAGCAGUUUAACCACAGCGUGAUUGGCUGAUAAUUUAUUAG